UCAAUUAAAGAAUAUAUAUGAUGGCUUUCAACUUUCCUUUUUUUUGUUAUUCUCAUUACACAAUUUCGUUGUCCAGACAACUGAAGUAAAUUGUCACAGAAUUUUCCUUGGGUAGCGGAUGACUGACUUCCAAAAUUUCUUGUAAUUAAGAAAAAUCUUUAAUUCUUUUUCGGUUCGACAAUCCAAGAAAAUUUCAAAUAAUAUUUCAAGAAAUACGUGUUAUUCUAAAGUAAUCAAAAUGCGUGAGUGUAUUUCAAUGCACGUGGGUCAAGCAGGUGUUCAAAUGGGUAACGCGUGUUGGGAAUUGUAUUGUUUGGAACAUGGAAUUCAACCGGAUGGAACGAUACCAUCAGACAAAGUGUCCGGAACAAACGAUUGUUUUAAUACCUUUUUCAAUGAAACCAGUUCUGGCAAGAUGGUACCGCGUGCUGUGAUGGUUGACUUAGAGCCUACGGUCGUUGACGAAGUAAGGAUAGGACGUUACAAGCAAUUAUAUCACCCUGAACAAUUAAUCACGGGUAAAGAAGAUGCUGCAAACAAUUAUGCUCGUGGUCAUUAUUCCAUUGGUAGGGAAGUAAUAGACUCUGUAAUGGAUCGAGUGAGAAGGUUGACGGAUCAAUGUACUGGACUUCAAGGAUUUUUCGUCUUCCAUUCGUUUGGAGGAGGCACCGGGUCGGGAUUCACUUCGUUGCUUAUGCAAAAACUGUCCGAUGAUUAUGGGAAAAAGAGCAAAUUAGAAUUCGCCGUAUAUCCAGCACCACAAGUGUCUACCGCCGUCGUAGAACCAUACAACUCGAUUCUGACAACUCACACUACAAUCGGUCAUUCGGAUUGCGCGUUUAUGGUGGAUAACGAAGCGAUUUAUGAUAUAUGUAGACGGAAGCUUGGUAUCGAGCGGCCUUCAUACGCGAAUCUGAAUCGCCUUAUCAGCCAAGUGGUAUCAUCGAUAACUGCCUCUUUGAGAUUCGAUGGUGCUCUGAACGUAGAUCUAACGGAAUUUCAAACGAACUUAGUACCAUACCCUAGGAUUCAUUUCCCACUGGCGACUUAUGCGCCGGUGGUUUCGGCUGAUAAAGCUUUCCAUGAAGGGAUGUCCGUAGCAGAAAUAACGUCCGAAUGCUUCGAGGCAUCCAAUCAAAUGGUCAAAUGCGAUCCUCGAGAAGGAAAAUAUAUGGCCUGCUGCCUGCUUUAUCGCGGGGAGGUGGUACCAAAGGAUGUGAACGCGGCAAUUGCGGCUAUGAAAAGGAAAAGUUGUAUACGUUUCGUUGAUUGGUGUCCAACUGGUUUUAAGGUCGGCAUCAAUUAUCAACCACCUACUGUUGUUCCGGGUGGAGACCUCGCCAAGGUUCAAAGGGCGGUUUCAAUGUUAUCGAACACAACAGCUAUCGAGGAAGCCUGGUCUAAAUUAAAUUACAAGUUCGAUCUUAUGUACAACAAGCGAGCUUUCGUACAUUGGUACGUCGGAGAAGGUAUGGAGGAAGGUGAGUUUGCAGAAGCGCGUGAUGAUCUUGCCGCAUUAGAGAGAGACUACGAAGAAGUCGCACUCGAAUCGUCAACCACGCCAGAUGCUUCGUUGGAAUAUUAAUAUAUAUAAAUGCACGUAAUCCGUGCAAGUAUUUCGGCAUUUUUCAGCUACCCAACAAAAGGACUUAUGCAUGAUCAAAUUAAUUGUGUGUACAAAGAGACUGAUAUUUUAUAUUACGCUUCUUAUGUCUUGUGAUUUGUUUACUUAUUUUCAUCUUUUUAAUAAAAUUAUUUUUUUAUAA
Molecule: messenger RNA, 1766 nt
Organism: Bombus pascuorum
Lineage: Eukaryota; Metazoa; Arthropoda; Insecta; Hymenoptera; Apidae
Product: tubulin alpha chain-like
Exons: 5
Coding region: 239-1585 (448 amino acids)
Biological process (GO): mitotic cell cycle; microtubule cytoskeleton organization
Cellular component (GO): microtubule; cytoplasm
Molecular function (GO): GTP binding; structural constituent of cytoskeleton
Source: RefSeq, a predicted model, not a curated record